GUAGAAGAGAAGACAUCACGAAGCGGCUUUUGCUCUCCAUCGACUUUCUCCGGAAUUGUCACGGGAUUUCAAUGUUCAGCCUGCUCUUUUGUUUCUGUGUCGAUUUGGGCCGCACAUUUAUGGCGUUUGCGAGCAUCAGUGGAGACUUCUGCCAGGCUCAGCACCUCGCCUUCGUGGACAAGUGAAUCGUCGGCCCCCUGCGGGACUACGCUACCCAGAAGCCCCCCUGACAGCCAGCACACUGGGCCCCAAGUCUGUCUGUGUCACGUCCCCCAGGGAUCACGCGUAGUCCUCGGCCCGAGCGCAUACGAGCACACCCAACUCUCUGCCCCCUUGUGCCGCUUUCUUUCUCCGCAGUCAAUCCCAAACACCUCUCACCUGAAUGGGACGUCUGGCCAACAUGAACCGCCCUGCCGCCGUUGAGAUUGUCUACGAGUGUAUGAGGUUCCUCAUUACCCACAAUCCCACCAACUCCACUCUCAAAAAGUUCACCGAGGAGUUGAAGAAGUUUGGAGUGAACACGCUGGUACGCGUGUGUGAAGCGACUUACGACAAGGCCCCAGUGGAGAAGGAGGGCAUCCAGGUGCUGGACUGGCCCUUUGAUGAUGGAGCUCCACCCCCCACCCAGAUUGUAGAUGAUUGGCUGAACUUGCUGAAGACUAAAUUUCGGGAAGAGCCAGGAUGCUGCAUUGCAGUGCACUGCGUGGCGGGAUUAGGCCGGGCUCCAGUCCUGGUGGCCUUAGCCCUAAUCGAGUGUGGGAUGAAGUAUGAGGACGCGGUGCAGUUUAUACGACAGAAGAGACGUGGAGCCUUCAACUCCAAACAGCUUCUUUACCUCGAAAAGUACAGACCUAAGAUGCGUCUGCGGUUCAAGGACACCAUCGGACCCAACUGCUGCGUCCAGUAGUGUGUUAGUCUGUCACGCGUAAUUAGUGGGAAAUUCACCUAAGGGGAGAAAAGCUAAAGCUGUUGGUAAUUAUUGUGAUGAUUUCAAAUAACGAGUCAUGGCUAAUCGGUCACAGAGAUUGAGUGAAAGGAAGCUGUGGAUUCACCAGCUGAAUGAAUGAGACAGGUCAAAGCACACAGAUAAGCCCGCCUCCUGGUUACCAGAGUACCAAUCACGGGCUAGAAUAAACACCAGUCCUCCUGAUCUCCCAAACUGUCCAAUCAUGGAAUAGCUUUUUUAUUACUGUUUUGAAUUUCAUAAUUUGAACCAUAAUGGAAAAAAAAAAAGAUUUAUAAUAGUGUAAUGGUUAUCAACAUUGUACAUUUUUUUAUUGGUAUGAAUUAGUAAUAUUAUGGCUGGGUAAAGCAUAUUUACACAAAACUAAUUUUGGAGACUUUUCUUAGACCAUAUCCUGUUUCGUUAACAACAUCUGGGCUUAGGGGUAGGGGUAGCAUUGCACAAAAAAAAGAAAAAAAAAAAAAACAACAAAAAAGAAACACCCUGAACUUCCAAAAGUUUCCUCUCAAAUGCAGUAAUGUUUUGUCCCCUUCACCCUACUUUUCUUGAAGUCACUUUUAAUUUAGGGUUAGGCUGGGUUUAAAAUAUGUCAACUGUAUUUAUUCACUAGAGUUAGUGUGUCUGUCAGGAGGUUGGGAUCAGAGCAUUUUUCUUCCCCUUCAUGGAGCCGUGUUCUUUUCACUUUUUGUUUUCUGAAUCUCUGGGGAGUGCAAUAUACAGUCCAACUGAGAGAAGCCCUCACCCCUAGGACCGUCCUAAACACACACACACACACACACACACACACAAACAAACCUGCUCUGUUUCACAGAAGUGGACACUUGGCUAGUCUUUUGGUACUUGUCACUCACCCUGGCUGCUUACAGCUUGCUAGUGAGUGGCUAGCCAGUCAGCCUUGCUGGUGGCAUGGCUGUGUGGUUUUUACACAUCUGCAAAGAAAUACUCAUGAACCUUUCCACUCUGUUUUACUCAGACAGAACACAUAUACUGUCUCUCUCUCUCUCUCUCUCUCUCUUUCUCUAUAACUCUGCUGUUCAGUUCGCACACACACUGAAGUGAGAAACAGGAGACUGAAAUGGUCAGCUGUUUUUUUUUGUUUUUUUUUUUUUGUUUGUUUUAUUAUUAUUUUUUUUAAUCAUUGAUCCCUUUGUGAAGAUAUCCCCACAUCAACAUGGUUUUAAAAUAAAUGAAUAAAUU
Messenger RNA from Chanos chanos (milkfish), 2161 nucleotides. RefSeq names its product protein tyrosine phosphatase 4A2b (gene ptp4a2b). Lineage: Eukaryota; Metazoa; Chordata; Actinopteri; Gonorynchiformes; Chanidae. Gene Ontology annotation, molecular function: protein tyrosine phosphatase activity. Gene Ontology annotation, biological process: protein dephosphorylation. Bases 383 to 907 code for a protein of 174 amino acids. The record is from RefSeq and is a predicted model, not a curated record. The transcript has 7 exons.